This is a messenger RNA of Poecile atricapillus (Black-capped chickadee), 4359 nucleotides long. It is a transcript of the gene IGF1R, whose product is annotated as insulin like growth factor 1 receptor. NCBI's taxonomy places the organism in Eukaryota, Metazoa, Chordata, Aves, Passeriformes, Paridae. The coding region runs from base 33 to 4124 and encodes 1363 amino acids. The record is from RefSeq and is a predicted model, not a curated record. The transcript is spliced from 21 exons. Gene Ontology annotation, biological process: multicellular organism development; positive regulation of kinase activity; glucose homeostasis. Gene Ontology annotation, molecular function: ATP binding; insulin receptor substrate binding; phosphatidylinositol 3-kinase binding. Gene Ontology annotation, cellular component: membrane; axon; insulin receptor complex.
AAGGGGGAUUUUGUCCAAUUAAAGAAAGAGGAAUGAAGUCUGGCGCUGGAGGAGAGUCCCUCGCCGUCGUCUGGGGGUUCCUGCUCGUCUUCGCCGCACUUUGUCUGUGGCCAACAAAUGGGGAAAUUUGCGGGCCAAAUGUCGACAUUCGCAAUGAUAUCCAUGAGCUGAAGCGCCUGGAGAACUGCACGGUGAUCGAGGGUUUCCUACAGAUCCUGCUCAUCUCCAAAGCAGAGGAUUACCGCAACUUCCGCUUCCCAAAGCUCACUGUCAUCACUGACUAUUUGCUGCUGUUCCGUGUGGCAGGCUUGGAAAGCCUCAGUGAUCUCUUCCCCAACCUCACAGUCAUUCGUGGCAGGAACCUCUUCUACAACUAUGCCUUGGUUAUCUUUGAAAUGACAAAUCUGAAAGAGAUUGGGCUUCACAACUUGAGGAACAUCACCCGCGGGGCCAUCCGGAUCGAGAAGAACUCUGAUUUGUGUUACCUCUCCACGGUGGACUGGUCUCUCAUCCUAGAUGCAGUGUCCAAUAACUACAUCGUUGGGAAUAAACCUCCAAAGGAAUGUGGGGACUUGUGUCCGGGAACAAUGGAAGAAAAGCCAUUGUGUGAGAAGACAUCUAUUAACAAUGAGUACAACUACCGCUGCUGGACCACCAACCACUGCCAGAAAAUGUGCCCCAGCUCGUGUGGGAAACGAGCCUGCACAGACCAAAACGAGUGUUGCCACCCCGAGUGCCUGGGGAGCUGCACGGCGCCCGACAACAACACGGCAUGCGUGGCCUGCCGCAACUACUACUACGAGGGUGUGUGCCUGCCCACCUGCCCCCCCAACACCUACAAGUUCGAGGGCUGGCGCUGCGUCACCAGGGAGUUCUGCUCCAAAGUGCCCGCCACGGACGCCAGCGAAUACGAGAAGUUUGUGAUUCACAACGACGAGUGCAUGGCCGAGUGUCCCUCGGGCUUCAUCCGCAACGGGAGCCAAAGCAUGUUCUGCAGCCCUUGUGAGGGGCCUUGCCCCAAAAUUUGUGAGGAUGGGAAAACGAAGACCAUUGACUCAGUCACGUCAGCACAAAUGUUGCAGGGAUGCACAAUUCUCAAGGGAAAUCUGCUGAUCAACAUCCGGCGUGGAAAUAACAUUGCCUCAGAACUGGAGAAUUUUAUGGGUCUGAUUGAGACAGUAACAGGAUAUGUGAAGAUUCGUCAUUCCCAUGCAUUGGUCUCCCUGUCUUUCCUGAAGAACCUGCGGUACAUUCUGGGAGAAGAGCAGGUGGAUGGGAAUUAUUCCUUCUAUGUGCUUGACAACCACAAUCUUCAGCAGCUGUGGGACUGGAACCAUCAUAACUUGACAAUCAGUGAGGGGAAAAUGUACUUUGCAUUUAAUCCUAAACUGUGUGUUUCUGAGAUUUACCGAAUGGAGGAAGUUUCAGGAACCAAGGGACGACAGAGCAAAGGAGAUAUAAAUCCAAGGAACAAUGGGGAGAGAGCCUCUUGUGAAAGCAAAAUUCUGCAUUUUGUUUCCAACACGACACUCAAGAAUCGGAUUAAACUGACAUGGGAGCGGUAUCGCCCUCCAGAUUACAGAGACCUCAUUAGUUUCACUGUUUACUACAAAGAGGCACCAUUCAAAAACGUGACAGAGUAUGAUGGGCAAGAUGCAUGUGGCUCCAAUAGCUGGAACAUGGUUGAUGUUGACCUGCCACCAAACAAAGAGAACAAUCCUGGAAUUCUGCUGCAAGGGUUGAAACCUUGGACUCAAUAUGCCAUUUAUGUCAAGGCUGUUACCCUCACAAUGAUGGAAAAUCAUCAUAUUCAUGGAGCAAAAAGUGAAAUUAUAUAUAUUCGAACCAAUGCUGCAGUGCCAUCCAUUCCCCUGGAUGUUAUUUCAGCAUCCAACUCCUCAUCCCAGCUGAUUGUGAAAUGGAAUCCUCCCUCUCUUCCCAAUGGGAACCUCUCCUACUACAUCGUGCGCUGGCAGCAGCAGCCUCAGGACAGCUACCUGUACAGACACAAUUACUGCUCCAAAGAUAAAGUCCCAAUUCGAAGAUAUGCUGAUGGGACCAUUGAUACAGAAGAAGCCACUGAGCCCACCAAGCCAGAGGGCUGUGGAGGAGAAAAAGGACCUUGUUGUGCUUGUCCCAAGACAGAGGCAGAAAAGCAAGCGGAGAAGGAGGAAGCAGAGUACCGGAAAGUCUUUGAGAACUUCCUUCAUAACUCCAUCUUUGUCCCCAGGCCCGACCGGAAGCGGAGGGACGUGUUCCGAAUCGCCAACACCACCUUGGCCACUCGGAACAGGAACGCAACGGGGACCGACCACUUCACCAACGCCUCUGACACGGAGGAGAGCGAGGUGGAAUAUCCCUUCUUUGAGACCAAGGUGGAUGGCAAGGAGAGAACUGUCAUCUCCCAUCUCCUGCCUUUCACUCUUUACCGCAUCGAUAUUCACAGCUGCAACCACGAGGCCGACACGCUCGGCUGCAGCGCGUCCAACUUCGUGUUUGCCAGGACAAUGCCCUCAGAGGGAGCAGAUAACAUUCCAGGAACAGUGUCAUGGGAAGCAAAAGAGGAAAAUACUGUCUACCUGAAGUGGUUGGAGCCUGCAAAUCCAAAUGGGCUGAUCCUGAUGUAUGAAAUCAAAUAUGGGCAGCACGGAGAGGAGAAGCGAGAAUGUGUUUCCAGACAGGAAUACAAGAAGCUUGGAGGAGCUAAACUAACUCACCUGAACCCUGGAAACUACUCUGCCAGAGUUCAGGCCACUUCCUUAGCUGGGAAUGGGUCCUGGACUGAGCCCAUCUCUUUCUAUGUGCAGCCCAAAUCAGCAAACUAUGGAAACUUCCUGCACUUGGUAAUUGUGCUCCCUAUUGCUCUGCUGCUCAUCCUUGGGGGAUUGCUGAUAAUGCUCUACGUCUUUAACAAAAAGAGGAACAGUGACAGACUGGGCAAUGGAGUACUUUAUGCUUCUGUGAACCCUGAGUACUUCAGUGCCUCAGAUGUGUACGUUCCAGACGAGUGGGAGGUGCCCCGGGAGAAGAUCACCAUGUGUCGGGAGCUUGGGCAAGGCUCCUUUGGAAUGGUGUAUGAGGGAAUAGCCAAGGGAGUGGUGAAGGAUGAGCCAGAGACCAGGGUGGCCAUCAAGACGGUCAAUGAGUCUGCGAGCAUGCGUGAGAGGAUCGAGUUCCUGAACGAGGCCUCGGUGAUGAAGGAGUUCAACUGUCACCAUGUGGUUCGGCUGCUUGGUGUUGUUUCUCAGGGCCAGCCUACACUGGUUAUCAUGGAGCUGAUGACACGUGGGGACCUCAAAAGUUACCUGAGAUCAUUGAGGCCAGACACAGAGAACAACCCUGGGCAGGCACCCCCGACCCUGAAGAAGAUGAUCCAGAUGGCGGGAGAGAUCGCUGACGGCAUGGCCUAUCUCAACGCCAACAAGUUCGUGCACAGGGACCUCGCCGCCAGGAACUGCAUGGUGGCCGAGGACUUCACAGUCAAAAUUGGAGAUUUUGGCAUGACGAGAGAUAUCUACGAGACAGAUUAUUACCGGAAAGGAGGGAAGGGUUUGCUGCCUGUCCGCUGGAUGUCCCCGGAGUCGCUGAAAGAUGGAGUCUUCACAACACACUCCGAUGUCUGGUCCUUCGGAGUGGUGCUGUGGGAGAUCGCGACGCUGGCGGAGCAGCCGUACCAGGGCAUGACCAACGAGCAGGUGCUGCGCUUCGUCAUGGAAGGGGGGCUGCUGGAAAAGCCAGACAAUUGUCCCGACAUGCUGUUCGAGCUGAUGCGCAUGUGCUGGCAGUACAACCCCAAAAUGAGACCCUCCUUCCUGGAAAUCAUCGGUAGCAUCAAAGACGAGCUGGACCCAGCCUUCAAAGAGGUCUCCUUCUUCUACAGUGAAGAGAACAAGCCUCCGGACACAGAGGAGCUUGACCUGGAGACUGAAAACAUGGAGAGCAUUCCUUUAGACCCCUCCUCCACCCUGCAACCCACUGACAAGCACUCAGGACACAAGGCCGAGAACGGCCCUGGCGUGGUGGUGCUGCGGGCCAGCUUCGAGGAGCGACAGCCGUACGCGCACAUGAACGGGGGCCGCAAGAACGAGAGGGCCCUGCCGCUGCCCCAGUCCUCGGCCUGCUGAUCCUCGGAGCCCCGCAGAAACAAAACACACACAAACACAGGCAUUGGGGGAAGAAAGAAAGAAAAUCACAAUAUAUUCAAAAGCCUACUGUACCUCAGUGGAUCUUCAGAACUGCCAUAGCUGCACUUGGGAGAACCCUUUUUUCAGUAAACAAGUUACCGUCUUUUUCUUUUUUUUUCAAUAUGCAAGCAGAUGUUUGUUUCAGUCAAGGACUCCAGUCAUGGGGCACACAGUU